CUUUUUUUUUCAUUCUUCUUCUUCUCUCUUCUUAGAUCUUCCUACUCCAUUCCAUACUCCACACCGACAUUCCUCUGCAUUCCAUUCCUCAUGUCUUCUGGCCCUGAUCAGCCCCUCCGCGUCCACACUUCUCCCACCAAGGAAGCGAACGACCAUCUCGAGCCUCCGAACGAUGAGCAGCACGAGGACGAAGCGGCUUCGCUCGAGGUAGAAUCCUCUUGGCAGGACCAGCCCGUGCGUCUCCCAGCCUACACCCCAUCCUCGGCCGCGAGCGAAGCCCAACGGGACUCACCCCCAACGACGCCUGUGGACGAUCCCAUCCACCUGUCUGGAUCAAAGAAACACUUUGGAUUCUCGUCUCGUCAGUCGAUCGCGUCGUCGAUUUUCCCAUGGCAGAAGCAUAAGCCAGCCGUCUGUCAUCAGUAUGCACCGCACCGUCCACCCUUGAGCAAGAGGUCGAGUCUUGCGGGGCUCAAGGUCUUGCCUAUGUCACAUCCGGACCCAGUCAGGCACAUGGAUAAUGAAGAGCUGGAUAUCCUGACACUGAAGGGUGAUGAUUUGAAGAAGCGAGUGCUGAAACUGCUGCAUCUGAUGGAGGUCCAGGAUUGGGCCGAGGUGAAGGAUUUUCGCAAAUUGAAACUCGAGCGGAUCAGUGGAGCGAUGACCAACUGCAUCUUCCUCGUUACGGGACCACCGCCUUCAAAUUCAGCUGCAUCACACCCAUCAUUAUCAGUGGAGGAACAACAACGGCCAAAAUAUCGCAAGGUGCUUCUUCGUGUGUACGGCGUGGGUCUCGAGGCGAUGUUCUCGCGUAGCAAGGAACUUCAGUGGCUGCACAACCUGUCGACGAUGGACAUUGGUCCCUCACUUCUGGGGAUCUUCAAGAACGGACGGUUUGAGCAGUAUGUGGAGUCGACGACGUUGACGAAGGAGGAUAUCCGAGACCCGAGGACAUCGAGACAUAUUGCGCAUCGGAUGUGUGAGCUGCAUAACAUCGUGAAUAUUUUCCCGCCCCCCAAGGGGACGGUCCCGCAGUCACAGGAGAACAUUGCAAAGUGGAUCCCGUUGGCGAGAGAGGCGAUUGAGAAGAUUAGUAGGAAGGAUCCGACAAAGAAGGAGGAACUGAAGGCUUUGGAUUUUGAGAAGCUGUUGGUUGAGAUUGGAGAGGUACACAAGGAUCUGGCGACGGUGCAUUCGCCCGUGGUCUUUGCUCAUAACGAUACGCAAUAUGGUAACAUUCUUCGUUCACUUGACGAAUCCGGAGAAUUGGUCGUGAUCGAUUUUGAGUAUGCGGGUUACAACACUCGAGGAUUUGAUAUCGGAAACCAUUUCUGUGAGUGGACGGCCGAUUACCACUCUGAGCGGCCUUCGCUGAUGCACCCAGAUCGAUACCCGACCAAGGCUGAGCAGCUGAAUUUCCUGGAGGCCUAUAUGGAGGCGGAAAUUGCGAUGUGUGGGUACCAUCUGACGGCCAUCAAUUUGACAAAGUACUCCAAGAAGCGUAAAUCGCUCACGGAGACGUUCACAAAGGGACUCGCGAGCGCUGCGCUCCAGGCUGUGAAUGCCGCACAAUCCUUAAGGAAGUCGCACCCUGAGUAUCAGCAGACGAUGACAGAGUUCCACAAGGAUGAAUUGGCGGCGGCGCAAGCAGUGGCCAAUGAUGAAGAAGCGGCAAAGGAUCGAGCACAGGGCAAGGGAAACAGUGCAAUCGAGAACGCGAAUGCAGUGCCGAGAAGGAGACGGGAGGCUGGAGACGGUGGUGGAGGAGUGACCAAGACGGAGAUCUUGGAUAGCAUGUAUAAGGAGGUGAACAAGUUUGCAUUGACGUCUCACAUUAUGUGGGGCCUCUGGGGCCUGAUUCAGGCGACGCAGAGCGAGAUCGAGUUUGAUUAUGUGGAGUAUGCGAUGCAGCGCUUUUCGGAGUUCAGGCGCCGUCGGGAUGAAUUCAUGAACUUGUAGCUCAGUCUUCAGUAUCACGAUCAUGUCUAUUGUAUGUAAUAAACAUUAUGUUUUAUA
Gamsiella multidivaricata is the source of this 2016-nucleotide messenger RNA. Its product is annotated as kinase-like domain-containing protein. Bases 91 to 1959 code for a protein of 622 amino acids. The transcript has 3 exons. Gene Ontology annotation, molecular function: ethanolamine kinase activity; choline kinase activity. The record is from RefSeq and is a predicted model, not a curated record. NCBI's taxonomy places the organism in Eukaryota, Fungi, Mortierellomycota, Mortierellomycetes, Mortierellales, Mortierellaceae. Gene Ontology annotation, biological process: phosphatidylethanolamine biosynthetic process; phosphatidylcholine biosynthetic process. Gene Ontology annotation, cellular component: cytoplasm.